UAAGGCUAAAACCCUCGGAACUUGUUUUCAUAUCGAGGAGAGACGUCUUCGACUUUUUUUUUCGCAGUAAACCGAACCACCGAACCCUAGAAUUUUUUCCGACCUGAAUCGUGACGAUGGAGUUCUCUGCCGCCGACUUUGAAAGGCUACUCAUGUUCGAGCAUGCUCGCAAAUCUUGUGAGGCUCAGUACAUUAACGAUCCUCUUGAUUCCGAGAAUCUUGUGAAAUGGGGUGGAGCAUUGCUUGAACUUUCUCAGUUUCAGAGCAUUCCUGAUGCGAAAGUGAUGUUAAAUGAUGCUAUUUCCAAGCUGGAAGAGGCGUUGACAUUAAAUCCAGGGAAGCAUCAGGCUAUGUGGUGUAUUGGGAACGCCUACACUUCCAUUGCAUUUCUUGUUCCGGAUGUUGAUGUAGCAAAAGGGAACUUGGAUAAAGCCACUGAAUAUUACCAAAGAGCUGAAAAUGAGGACCCAGGCAAUGAGAUGUAUCUCAAGGCUUUGGAAGUCGCAGCAAAGGCCCCAGAACUGCAUGUGGAGUUCACCAGGCAACAAGUAAUGGGACAGCAAGCGCUAGUUGGAGGAGGAGGAGGAGGUCCUUCAGCUUCAUCGAAUGUUAGUAGUGGUAAGAAGAAGAAGAAGAACUAUGACUUCACUUAUGAUGUAUGUGGUUGGGUAAUCCUCGCUGUUGGGAUUUUUGCUUGGGUUGGCAUGGCAAAAUCCCUUGGCCCUCCACCACCUCCUGCUAGAUAAAGCUUAAAGCCGUAAUAUUGGUAAUGCCCGCACACACAAACUUCUAGUUACAUCUCCCAAGCACAGAGAGGUACUAAGUUGAAGAGUAACCGUUUGUGACUUACCAACGAAUUGAUUUGUUUAUUUUACUAUUAGGAUGUUUUGUCCCUUCAUAUUGGUUUUCGUUUUUCGUUCUUUUUGUCUUUGGGGUAAGAGAAGUUCUGUUGCCAUCAUCUUAGCUAUGUUGUUGUGGGUUUUGUUUGCUGGCACGAUAUAUCUAUGAGUUUUUUAUUCACAUAAAAAUACUGAAACUUCCUGUAAGAAUAACCUAUGAGAUUUGAAGCCUAAAGAUGGUACCCCUUGCAAUUUUGUGA
Camelina sativa (false flax) is the source of this 1099-nucleotide messenger RNA. Its product is annotated as mitochondrial import receptor subunit TOM20-2. Gene Ontology annotation, cellular component: mitochondrial outer membrane translocase complex. Gene Ontology annotation, biological process: protein insertion into mitochondrial outer membrane. Lineage: Eukaryota; Viridiplantae; Streptophyta; Magnoliopsida; Brassicales; Brassicaceae. Gene Ontology annotation, molecular function: protein binding. The record is from RefSeq and is a predicted model, not a curated record.